Molecule: messenger RNA, 651 nt
Organism: Penicillium canariense
Lineage: Eukaryota; Fungi; Ascomycota; Eurotiomycetes; Eurotiales; Aspergillaceae
Product: NAD(P)-dependent oxidoreductase
Exons: 1
Coding region: 1-651 (216 amino acids)
Source: RefSeq, a predicted model, not a curated record
AUGCGUGUCCUUGUUAUUGGUGGCAAUGGAGAGACUGGCCGUUUCGUCAUCGAUGAAGCAUUGCAGCGCGGCAUCAAGGUUACAGCCUUGAUUCGAAAUCCCUCUACACUUCCAGCCAAGGAAGGCCUAACCAUCGUGAAGGGCACACCAGUGGAACCUUCGGACAUUGAAAGGGCUUUCAACGCAGUCAAAGGCGACCUCCCAACUGCCGUGAUCGUUACGCUAGCAUCCCCGAAAGUAAAGGGGACUCGAAUCAUGACUACCGCGCACGAAAACCUCAUCGCUGCCAUGAAAAGCUAUGGUGUCGCCAAAAUUGCGACAUUGUCUUCCUUUGGAGUUGGGUCUUCGUUCCCAAAUAUCACUGUGCUUAUGAGAUUCGCAAUUUCCCACACCAGCUUGGGGCAUACAUUCGAGGACCAUCAUCAGGUCGAUGAGACGCUCAAGAAGAGCGGAUUGCGAUUCGUGUUGUUUAGGGCAGCGAGACUGACUAUGGGGAAAAAAGCGCCCGUUCGGUUCUUUAGCGACGAUGGGAAAGGACUCGGUGUUUUUGCGGGCUUGGGUGGGAUCUCGAGGGCUAGUGUGGCGGCGUAUCUAGUGGAUGCUGCUGAGAAGAGCACUUGGGAUCGAAGCACUCCGGUGAUAACGAACUAA